UUACGCUUUUCAUGAUUAGCUACUCAGUGAUUUCAUGAUUAUGGAAACACCCAAGUGUUCCUUUAAAUGCAAAUUGCAGUUUUGUUUGGGAUUUAUUUAUUAUUUCGACGUCAUUUCCUGAGGGGAAUCUUGCCUUGCCUCCCACUUUUCUUGGGACUUGUGAAAAUUGUCCGGUUGGAUGACCGAGUAAGUGUUAUAGGAACGUUAGAAUACUAGUUGUCACCCAUGGAAACGUAUUAGUUUUAUUUUGUGAAGGUGGAACAGGCAAGUGGAUUGGUUCUUAUUUUAGAUAUCCGCAAGUCUUUUGUGAUUAUUGCUUUUGGCCAUCCGCGACAGUAGCAAGUGUGUAUGUCGGACUUCUUGCAUCUGUUGCUUCAGCAUCAUCACAAUAGGUAGUGUUCGCCAGGCUCCAACAUGCUGAGUUUCCUCCGCCGGACACUGGGCCGGCGGUCCAUCCGUAAGCAUGCUGACAAGGCCCGGUUGAGAGAGGCCCAGCGGGCCACCACACACAUCCCUGCUGCCGGGGACUCCAAGUCUGUCAUCACCUGCCGUGUGUCAAUGCUGGACGGCACAGACGUCAGUGUGGACCUACCGAAAAAAGCCAAAGGUGAGGAGCUGUUUGACCAGAUCAUGUACCAUCUGGACAUCAUAGAGAAGGACUACUUCGGACUACGCUUCAUGGAUUCUGCACAAGUACCGCAUUGGCUUGACGUUACAAAAAGCAUUAAAAAACAAGUCAAAAUCGGACCCCCGUACUGCCUUCACAUGAGGGUUAAGUUCUACUCCUCAGAACCCAACAACCUGCAUGAGGAGUUGACCAGAUAUCUAUUUGUGUUACAACUAAAGCAAGACCUCCUUAGUGGCAAGUUAGAAUGUCCUUUGGACACAGCAGUGGAACUGGCGGCCUUCUCAUUACAAGCUGAGCUGGGAGACUGUGACCCAGCAGAGCAUGCUCUGGAUCUGGUCUCUGAGUUCCGCUUCAUGCCAGAGCAGACGGAGGCCAUGGAGCUGGCCAUCUUCAACACCUGGAAGGAGUGCAGGGGCCAGAUGCCAUCGCAGGCAGAGAUUAACUACCUGAACAAGGCCAAGUGGCUGGAGAUGUAUGGGGUGGACAUGCACAUGGUCAAGGCUCGAGAUGGUAAUGAAUACCAGUUAGGACUGACUCCCACUGGAGUGCUGGUGUUUGAGGGAGAGACCAAGAUAGGCCUGUUCUUCUGGCCCAAGAUUACCCGUCUAGACUUUAAGAAGAGCAAGCUGACCCUGGUGGUGGUGGAGGAUGAUGGGGAAGAGGCUCAGGAGACAGAAGAGGGUAAAGAGCAGGAGCACACGUUUGUGUUCCGUAUGGACCACCCAAAGGCCUGUAAGCACCUGUGGAAGUGUGCUGUGGAGCACCACGCCUUCUUCCGGCUCCGCGGCCCCGUCCAGAAGGGCUCAGCACACUCCGGGUUCAUACGCAUGGGAUCACGCUUCCGCUACAGUGGGAAGACUGAGUACCAGACCACCAAGGGUAACAAAGCCAGGAGGUCAGCAUCGUUUGAGAGGAGGCCCAGCCGCCGUUACUCCAGGAGGACCAUGAUGAACCGGGGAGCCAACAAACUCCAGGAUCACAACAACAGAGUGAGCCCCAACAAAGAUGCCAAGCCCCUCCACAUCAGAAGCCCCUGGUCCCUACCCGUGGUCAGCCCUGCAUCCUCAGCCUCCACCAGUGGCCCUAUGGAAAUCGAAACCUUCCCCAGGAGUCCUGGCGGUGGCCAAUCAGAGAAGAGGAGCAUGCUCCUGCCCCUCGUAGCUGAUCCGCUAGAGACAUGCAUCGAUGAUGUCAUCCGGACACCUGUUCCCAUGGCGACAGCAGGCCUGUCUGAGGAGGCGGGGCCAAGCAUGGCUGCCUCCGCCUGCAGCCUCACAGGGGAGGAGACCGUCUCUCUUGCAGAGGCAGCAGCGCGGCUGAAGCAGCUGGAACUAGACAGUACCUCGCUCCCUGUCCCUUCUAGAGCCAACCUCAACCUCAACAUGAACAACCAGGAGGACGUGGUGAAGCUCACAGAGAAGUGUCUGAACAACAUGGGUAGCAGCAGCAGCCCUGUGCUCACUCCACUGCGCCCCCCAGAUGACCUGAAGAGUAACAUCCUCAAAGCCCAGGCAGAGGCUGCCCUCAAGAGCUCCCUGGAGGAGCACGUUGUGAUCGGGGACAAGAACACCAACCUACAGGAGGCUGCAGCCAGGCUAAAGGUGCGUGGUGGCCGUAUGGGCAGCAACUCCUCCCUUUCUCUAACUGGACUUCCCGAGCGGCAGGAGUCAUGGGACCUGCUCAAACCCACACUGCUGACCUCUGCUGGGGCCAGUGUUGAGAUGUUGACUGAGGAUUUCAUGUCAUCCGCACCUAUGAUGCCCCUUGAAAUACUUAACGGGGGGCAACCAACAAAGGCCAAACCUGAGGAGCUGGAGAUGCCCACCCCUCCGUCGCUGCCGGCCCCGCUGAGCGAUAACCUGAUAGACUUCUCAGACCCAACCCCAGUAUUACCACCACCACCACCAGUGCAAUCUAAACCCAUGAUAUCACCUCGCUGGAACAUCCCUGCUGCUGCACCACCCACCGCCAACUUUACUAAUGGCCUCCUUGACCUUGACCCCUCUGCAAAGACCGCCGCCCCUCUCCAACCUGAAGGGGGGGCUCUCACCCCAGCCCUGCACCCCCAUCUCUCCUCUCAAACACACAAUGUGAUUGACACCAGCAUUGUGGCCCACCCACCCAAAGAGCACGGCACCAAGCACAAAGGUCUGUUGACCACUGAGCUCUGAGAGGGAACCGGGAGAGCUAGCUUCUACCCUCCUCACAACAAAUACUUCCUACUCCUGGCGUUCCCAAACUAGGGGGCUAUUUCCCAUUCUGAGCACAUUCAUCUCCUGCUGCUUUCCCAGAACUGGGGAAUGUUCCUGCCCUAGUGACAACCAGCAUCUCCUACUGCAUUCCCAAACAAUUCCCAAACCAGCAGCAAUCAAGAGAUUGGAUUAUUGGAAUUCCUCGUCUCACUACAUUCCAGUUUGGAGACGUUAUUAUUUUUAAUUGUUGAUGUAUUUUAGUACCACAGUUGUGUCACUACUUCUUUCAUAAGCAUUCCUACAAAGUGCACACACUCCUUUUUAGAAAUGUUUUAAGCAGGAAGGGACUGCGAUAAGUGCUAAGGAAGAAGGAGAGGACAUCUGUACCUGAAACCACUGAAUUACAUUGGAUCACUGGACCUGGACUCUUUUAUAGGAUAUGAAACAAUGACUUUAUACUGAUGACAUUUUACUCUUUAUUUUUAUUUUUUAUUGUGUCCUGUUAGUUUUUUUCCCUUUUUUUAUUUAAAGUCAUACAGAGUGAAUUGAUCAAGUACCAGUGUUCAGUUAGGACCUGGCGCUCACUAGAUGUUUGAAUCCGAUUAUGACUCAGUCAUCUGAGGAUGACAACAGCAAUAUGUAGCAUGCAGGCAUGAAUUUAGCCACGAACAAGUCAUGUGUAAAAUGUUAUACCUAUUUUGUAUCCAUAUAAAAACACUGUAGCUACGACCUGCCUUAUUAAGCUUGCUGAAUGUUAAAUUCUGAUUGCAUAACUUUACACAGUAAGGAAAUACUACCACUACUAUUACUAAUACUACCACUACUGUUACUACUGUAUCUAGGCCUAUACUGUACUUUAGUUUUUCUUGUUACUUACUGAGUCCACUGCUUACGACUGGAGCGUCUCACUGUAUGUGAUGGUCAUUUCUCAUAAUGUAGUCUUGACACUGUUUCUGGCUGUGUGUGAUGGUCAUUUCUCAUAAUGUAGUCUUAACACCGUUUCAGGCUGUGGUCAUCAAUGACAGGUGACAUGGGUCAUAGGCUGACAGGAAAUAGGCCUAUCACAAACUGGCUCUCCAUUGGUUAUUUUCCACACUAAGCCAAUCACAUACAGGAUCUCUGGUGGUAGGAAAGUAGUCCGUCAACUGUAUUAUUCACUAACGUAAGAUGUAAUUUAAACUGUAUUUUAGAUAUCAGACAUAUAUGUUGCCUCUACGGGCGAUAGAUCAGAAGUAGGUCUUUGCGAGACGAUGUGCAGUAGCGGUAAAAGCAGAGGACAUUUUCAAAUGCUAUUAAUUUGAACAAGUGAGCUGUGAACAACACCCAUCUCAACGGGAAAUACUUUUUAAAACAUGUUUUAUUUUUUUGGGUGAAGUCUCUGAUUACAUUUUUAUGGUUUCUUGAUUCCUUUUUUUUUUGCAGGAAUACAGUGGGGGAAAAAAGUAU
Molecule: messenger RNA, 4266 nt
Organism: Coregonus clupeaformis (lake whitefish)
Lineage: Eukaryota; Metazoa; Chordata; Actinopteri; Salmoniformes; Salmonidae
Product: band 4.1-like protein 5
Exons: 26
Coding region: 415-2799 (794 amino acids)
Cellular component (GO): cytoskeleton
Molecular function (GO): cytoskeletal protein binding
Source: RefSeq, a predicted model, not a curated record